Podospora pseudocomata is the source of this 1038-nucleotide messenger RNA. RefSeq lists its product as uncharacterized. Bases 1 to 1038 code for a protein of 345 amino acids. Lineage: Eukaryota; Fungi; Ascomycota; Sordariomycetes; Sordariales; Podosporaceae. The record is from RefSeq and is a predicted model, not a curated record. The transcript has a single exon.
AUGUCAAUCUUUACCGACGAAGCCCGAAAGAUCCUCGGUCAUCUGACCACGACCUUCACAGCUCCGGAAGCAUGCUGGACACCGGCCCAUCACACCGUGUUCAACGUGGGCUGGUUGGGCCAGAGGUGCGGGCCGGAAGACGUCCAGGAUAACGCCGACUGCUGGCCGCCGACGACAACAGACGCUCCGAGAACCAACUCGGCCUUCUACGGCUGGGGAUUUUACUCGCCCGGCCUUCACUGCCCGGCGGGCUAUGUGUCGGCAUGCACCGCCAGCGCCACCUCUCAGGGUUGGCGCGUACAGUACCGGAUGGAGCCAGAAGAGACCUUUGUGGGCUGCUGCCCAGAGGGCUAUGCGUGCCACAACGAGAACGGCCAAACCUGCAUCUCGAAUGCUCGAGCCACCACCAUUUCGACAUAUCAAUGCGAGAGCGGAAGCCAGAUCAAUCUAGCUCCGAUGACUCUCCCCAACAAGAACUGGUCCCAGGCGUAUAUUUAUGCACCCAUGAUCCAGCUCGCAUGGAAGCCCUCAGACCUUCCCUCGUCAGCUAUUUCCUCGGACCCAGGACCGACCAACACAUCAGCGCCCGAGGAGCCUUCCAGCGGUGGCAUCUCGAGUGGAGCGAUAGCCGGCAUUGCGGUCGGUGCUGUUGCGGUGGCAAUUGCCAUCGUGGUUGGCGCCUUUUUGCUUUGGAGGACGAAGCGUCGUGGAUUGGCCCGCAGCGGUACCGACUCAACAGCAGAAUUACCUGUCACUGAGGCAGGGACACCUCCGCCCGGACCCGUCGUUUCUGGGCCUGGAGAGAAAUACUAUUACUCCGGCCAGCCCGAACAACAGUUGCACCACGGUAUGAAGGAGUCACAAAUGACGACUUACGAACUUGGACAGACGCAAGCGCCAGCCGAGUUGAGCAGUGACCGAUGGGAUAUAGAGGGCAGGGCGGAAGCUCCCGGUCCUGAGAUUGCUCCAAGGGAGCUGGAAAGUGCACAUGGCACCCCGCCAGCCGGCCAGCCAGCCGCGUUGCACAGAGGCACGUGA